This is a messenger RNA of Nyctereutes procyonoides (raccoon dog), 1933 nucleotides long. It is a transcript of the gene ASTN2, whose product is annotated as astrotactin 2. The record is from RefSeq and is a predicted model, not a curated record. The transcript is spliced from 8 exons. The coding region runs from base 172 to 1347 and encodes 391 amino acids. Gene Ontology annotation, molecular function: protein binding. Gene Ontology annotation, biological process: neuron migration; neuron cell-cell adhesion. NCBI's taxonomy places the organism in Eukaryota, Metazoa, Chordata, Mammalia, Carnivora, Canidae.
CAGGGAACAGGGAGGCUAAGUAACUCAUUCAAGAUCGCACAGCCGCGAAGGGAUAGAGGCAGGAUCUGAAUCCAGGAUAUCUGACUCCUCGGGAGGGUUCUGCAGCUCUGGCACUGUUGACAGCCUGGACCAGAGACCACAGAGCUGGGCAGCAAGAAGGAACUCAAGUCCAUGCCCUUCAUCACCUACCUCUCAGGUCUGCUGACGGCCCAAAUGCUGUCGGACGACCAGCUCAUCUCAGGUGUGGAGAUCCGUUGUGAGGAGAAAGGCCGUUGUCCAUCUACCUGCCACCUUUGCCGCCGACCAGGCAAGGAGCAGCUGAGCCCCACACCAGUGCUGCUGGAAAUCAACCGUGUGGUACCACUUUACACCCUUAUCCAAGAUAAUGGUACCAAGGAGGCUUUCAAGAGUGCACUGAUGAGCUCCUACUGGUGCUCAGGGAAAGGGGACGUGAUCGAUGACUGGUGCAGAUGUGACCUCAGCGCCUUUGAUGCCAGUGGGCUCCCCAACUGCAGCCCCCUCCCGCAGCCAGUGCUUCGUCUGUCCCCAACAGUAGAGCCCUCCAGCACAGUGGUCUCCUUGGAGUGGGUGGAUGUUCAGCCAGCUAUUGGGACCAAGGUCUCGGACUAUAUUCUGCAGCAUAAGAAAGUGGAUGAAUAUACGGAUACGGACCUCUACACAGGAGAGUUCCUGAGUUUUGCGGAUGACUUACUCUCGGGCCUGGGCACAUCAUGUGUAGCAGCUGGUCGAAGCCAUGGAGAGGUCCCUGAAGUCAGUAUCUACUCCGUCAUCUUCAAGUGUCUGGAGCCUGACGGUCUCUACAAGUUCACUUUGUAUGCUGUGGAUACACGAGGGAGGCACUCAGAGCUCAGCACAGUGACCCUGAGGACAGCCUGUCCGCUGGUGGAUGACAACAAGGCAGAAGAGAUAGCAGACAAGAUCUACAAUCUGUACAAUGGGUAUACAAGUGGAAAGGAGCAGCAGACUGCCUACAACACGCUGAUGGAGGUCUCGGCCUCAAUGCUGUUCCGAGUCCAGCACCACUACAACUCUCACUACGAGAAGUUUGGCGACUUUGUCUGGAGGAGUGAGGAUGAGCUUGGGCCCAGGAAGGCCCACCUGAUCCUGCGGCGACUGGAGAGGGUGAGCAGCCACUGCUCCAGCCUCCUGCGAAGCGCUUACAUCCAGAGCCGUGUGGACACCGUGCCCUACCUUUUCUGCCGCAGCGAGGAGGUCCGGCCUGCGGGUAUGGUGUGGUACAGCAUCCUCAAGGACACCAAAAUCACGUGCGAGGAGAAGAUGGUGUCCAUGGCCCGAAACACGUAUGGGGAGUCCAAGGGCCGGUGAGGGAGGGUGCUGCCCUCCGUGAGCACAGAGACUCUCCGUGGGAGGGGGAGCAGUACUCUCAUGGAUCCUGGGGCCUGGGGGGGCUGGGGGACAGCUGAGGAUGGGCCUGGCAGAUGAGGCUUGCCAGCAAGGCCAAAGCAAACUCUUUCUUUUGUGGAUAGCCGGCAGAGAACUUUGUAACCACUGGAAUUAUCCGUUUUUCUCUUUUAUUUUUUCUAAGAUAUUAUUUGACUCUAUCAAAGUCUCUCCUUUUUAAACUUUUUCUUAUGGAUGGCAGUCAAUCCCGAGGCAGGAGCUUUCAGGUGGAGACCAAGCGGCCUUUGCUCUUCUUCCUUCCUCCUGCCACACUCAGCUUCCUUCCUGCAAUGGACCCCGAAGGAGACCUAUGGAGAGACAAUAUGACCUCUUCAGCAUCAGGAAGGAGGCCCUGAGGAUUGUUGCAGUGAGGAAGCUUGGGUCUUUAUGACUUGUUUUUUUCCAGACGUUAUUGAGUUUGCAGGAGCCCUGCCUCUUCCUGCUACCUGUGGGUCUGCCCAGAGUCCCUGCAGGACUUUCCAUGCAUUAAAAAUUCUUAUUGUCUCUCUUU